AUGGCGGCCGCGCGCUGCCUGAGCUGUCCGCUGUCACCACUGUGGAGACUGUGGCAGGUCCGCGGGUUGCCACAAAAUUCAGCCCCGGGCUUGUGCUUGCGAGGGAGGGCUUACUCUCGCAGCGCCCUCUAUGAGCUGCUGGGCGUCCCUUCCACGGCCACGCAGGCACAGAUCAAAGCGGCGUACUACCGGCAGAGCUUCCUCUACCAUCCGGAUCGCAAUCCCGGGAGCACCGAGGCCGCCGAGCGCUUCACGCGCAUCUCCGAAGCUUAUCUGGUCCUGGGCAGCACCGUCCUCCGUCGCAAGUAUGACAGAGGUCUGCUCACCGACCAGGACCUACGCGGACCCGGUGUCAAGCCCUCUAGGACACCCCCGGCCGACCUCACGCCUCCCCGCCCUCCCCCCUAUAGCCCUCGGGCCUCUCCCGGCGACCGUCGCACUAUGUUCGACUUUGACGCCUUCUACCAGGCGCACUAUGGAGAACAGCUAGAGAGAGAGCGGCGUCUGCGCGCCCGGAGGGAAGCCCUUCGCAAAAAGCAGGAGAGCCAGGCCAACAAGGGGCUCCGAUGGGACGAUACCCGAGAUGCCACCUUCUUUGUCCUCCUUUUCCUCACCUUCGUCUUCGUCGGUUUUCGUAUUUAAUCGGAGAAAAGGGGGGAAGGGGAACGAGCCCAAGAAAUUUGCUUUUUUUGACCUUUGAACUAUUACGGGUCAUGGAUUGAACUGAGUGCCUCUAGUGGCGUCCUCUUGACUGUCCUAACAACUUCCCAGCCUGGCCGGUCAUCACAUAUCCUUCUAUAGUUCAGAAAAGAAGCUCUUUCCUGGACAAGAAAGAGGCCCCGGGAUAAAGAUACCCGGAAACCAGAAAUUUAUGUGCUUUCCAGAGUUCCCUGGGUGUCUGCUUGUUUCUAGAAGUUGCCUUCCAGAUGUCAACUCCCAGAACAAUUGCUUUGGUUUUAUCCAGAAGCCCUGAGCAAGUUUUGUCUUGCCCUCUGCCUCGUGUUUAUACCAUGGGGCAGCACUUCCUCUGUAACCUUUGAACUGUGCAAUAUCUGUGACUGCUGCCAAAAAGAUUAAUUCUUGGGGCUUGCAUGAAACUUGUCUUUCUGUUUUACCCCAAGCAAAAGAUGAGACUUAAUCAACGGUCCAGUAGACGCUGGGGAUGAGCCGGCUCAGUGAGAGGUUGCUAGCAUACAGGAGGCACUGGUUUAGUCCCUAUCAUUGCUGUUGCGUAGUGUGCCCCCCUUCCCAGCUGAGAAAAAAGUUAAUGAAAGGUUGUCAUUUUCUCAGGUCUGUUUCACACCACCACUGUCGUGUGGCAGAGAGAAA
Molecule: messenger RNA, 1329 nt
Organism: Phodopus roborovskii (desert hamster)
Lineage: Eukaryota; Metazoa; Chordata; Mammalia; Rodentia; Cricetidae
Gene: Dnajc30
Product: DnaJ heat shock protein family (Hsp40) member C30
Exons: 1
Coding region: 1-642 (213 amino acids)
Source: RefSeq, a predicted model, not a curated record